Messenger RNA from Sorex fumeus (smoky shrew), 2617 nucleotides. It is a transcript of the gene PCIF1, whose product is annotated as phosphorylated CTD interacting factor 1. NCBI's taxonomy places the organism in Eukaryota, Metazoa, Chordata, Mammalia, Eulipotyphla, Soricidae. Bases 438 to 2558 code for a protein of 706 amino acids. The transcript is spliced from 17 exons. Gene Ontology annotation, cellular component: nucleus. Gene Ontology annotation, molecular function: RNA polymerase II C-terminal domain binding; mRNA (2'-O-methyladenosine-N6-)-methyltransferase activity. The record is from RefSeq and is a predicted model, not a curated record.
AGGGGGAGGUGGGCGCCCGAAAGCCAGCAGGGGGUCCCAGGCGCCGGCCCGGCCCGCCACACUCAAGAUGGCGGCGCGGCGGCGGCGAGGUCCCUCAGAGGCGGUGCCCGCGCAUGCGCGGCGCGGAGUCCCGGCCCGGGACACAAGAUGGCGGCAGCGGCGCUGGGGAGGGCGAGGCGGAGGCGGCAAAACGGGCAGUCGAACACGACGUGUAGCCGCGUCCCCCCGAGUCCGCUCCGGGCAGCUGCUGACGCAAGGAGUCCCCUGGGCCCCUGUCCAGUCGACUGCUGACAAGCCCACCCGCCUGUGCCGCGCCUUCCCGCGGGCUCCCUCUUGCCUCAGUGGGACCCUGUGACGUGGGGGGGUCCAGCCGGCUGGAGAAGAAACCCUCUCAUGCUUGCGUUGCAGACCCCAGAGGGUCCGGUGUGGGUGCUGAGAUGGCCAAUGAGAAUCACGGCAGCCCCCGGGAGGAAGCGUCCCUGCUGACUCAUUCCCCAGGCACCUCCCACCAGAGCCAGCCCUGUUCUCCAAAGCCCGGCCGCCAGGUGCAGGACCUCCCAGAGGAGCUGGUGCACGCGGGCUGGGAGAAGUGCUGGAGCAGGAGGGAGAACCGUCCCUACUACUUCAACCGCUUCACCAACCAGUCCCUGUGGGAGAUGCCCGUGCUGGGCCAACACGACGUGUUUUCGGACCCUUUGGGACUGAAUGCGACCCCAUUACCCCAAGAGUCGAGCUUGGUGGAAACCCCCCCAGCUGAGAACAAGACCCGCAAGCGGCAGCUCUCAGAAGAGCAGCCAAGCGGCAACGGUGUGAAGAAGCCCAAGAUCGAAAUGCCCGUGACACCCACGGCCCCGUCGGUGCCCAGCUCCCCCAGCAUCCCGGGAACCCCGACUCUGAAGAUCUGGGGGGCGUCUCCCGAGGACAAGCAGCAGGCGGCGCUCCUCCGGCCCACAGAAGUGUACUGGGACCUGGACAUCCAGACCAACGCCGUCAUCAAGCACCGGGGCCCCUCGGAGGCGCUGCCCCCGCACCCCGACGUGGAGCUGCUGCGCUCCCACCUCAUCUUGAAGCUCCGACAGCACUACCGGGAGCUGUGCCAGCAGCGGGAGGGCAUCGAGCCCCCUCGGGAAUCCUUCAACCGCUGGAUGCUGGAGCGCAAGGUCGUGGACAAGGGCUCCGACCCCCUGCUGCCCAGCGACUGCGAACCGGUCGUGUCGCCGUCCAUGUUUCGCGAAAUCAUGAAUGACAUUCCCAUCAGGUUAUCCCGAAUUAAGUUCCGGGAAGAAGCCAAGCGGCUGCUCUUCAAGUACGCAGAGGCGGCCCGGAGGCUCAUUGAGUCCAGGAGUGCGUCCCCCGACAGCAGAAAGGUGGUCAAGUGGAACGUGGAGGACACCUUCAGCUGGCUCCGAAAGGACCAUUCGGCCUCCAAGGAGGACUACAUGGACCGUCUGGAGCACCUGCGGAAGCAGUGCGGCCCACACGUCUCGGCCGCAGCCAAGGACUCCGUGGAGGGCAUCUGCAGUAAGAUCUACCACAUCUCCCUGGAGUACGUCAAACGGAUCCGAGAGAAGCACUUGGCCGUCCUCAAGGAAAACAACAUCUCAGAGGAGGUGGAGGCGCCCGAGGUGGACCCCCGCCUGGUGUACUGCUACCCGGUCCGGCUGGCUGUGCCCGCGCCCCCCAUGCCCAGCGUGGAGAUGCACAUGGAGAACAACGUGGUCUGCAUCCGGUACAAGGGCGAGAUGGUCAAGGUCAGCCGCAACUACUUCAGCAAGCUGUGGCUCCUUUACCGCUACAGCUGCAUUGACGACUCCGCCUGGGAGAGGUUCCUGCCCCGGGUCUGGUGUCUUCUCCGGCGGUACCAGAUGAUGUUCGGCGUGGGCCUCUACGAGGGCACGGGCCUGCAGGGCUCGCUGCCCGUGCACAUCUUCGAGACCCUCCACCGGCUCUUUGGGGUCAGCUUCGAGUGCUUUGCCUCGCCACUCAACUGCUACUUCCGCCAGUACUGCUCUGCCUUCCCCGACACCGACGGCUACUUCGGCUCCCGAGGGCCCUGUCUGGACUUCUCGCCGCUGAGCGGCUCCUUCGAGGCCAACCCCCCCUUCUGCGAGGAGCUCAUGGAUGCCAUGGUGUCUCACUUCGAGAGGCUGCUGGAGAGCUCGACGGAGCCGCUGUCCUUCAUCGUGUUCAUCCCCGAGUGGCGGGACCCCCCCACCCAGGCGCUCACCCGCAUGGAGCAGAGCCGCUUCAAACGCCACCAGCUGGUCCUGCCCGCCUUCGAGCACGAGUACCGCAGCGGCUCCCAGCACAUCUGCAAGAAGGAGGAGAUGCUCUACAAGGCCGUGCACAGCACCGUGCUGCUCUUCCUGCAGAACGAGCCGGGCUUUGCCAAGUGGGGGCCGACGCCCGAGCGGCUGCAGGAGCUGACCACCGCCUACCGGCAGUCGGGCCGCAGCCACAGCUCCUCUUCCUCCUCCUCCUCCUCCUCCUCCUCGGAGGCCAAGGACCGGGACUCGGGCCGGGAGCAGGGCCCCAGCCGGGACGCUCACCCCACCUAACAGAGCCUGCAGGGAGGAGGAGCCCCCGCGUGCUCGUGUGGACUGUCGGGGCCCGCCCC